UAACACAGCCAGCGCAACGCAACAACAAAAAGCAAGGAGAGAAGAAGAGUCAAGCAAAAGAAAAGCCAACGAAGUCAACUGCGAAAAUUUUGUGCCUUCCUCCAAUACAUAGCUCGUACGUUGUUCAAAUGCUUUUAAAUGUGAACGCAAAGGAUUAAAAUACGAUAAAUAGUUGAUGAGUGCGUGUGUAUGUGUUGUGCAUGAUAUCAAAAUAGUCUCUACAAUAGUGCAACGCAACCAGAUUCGAGUGCGUGCAGCAGCAGCAACACCAACAACAACAACAAAUAAAAAAAAUAGAAAAAGAGAGCGAGAGCGAUAGCCAGCCUUAGCCGUAACUCACUUUGCUUUGGGAUUUUUUGUUGCUACCUUUUCUUGCUUUUGUUUUUGCUUGAAAAUUUUAUAGACGAACCGAAAUUUGAAGUCAGCUGGCCUGGUGUGAAAAGUAACAAAAGGUAUCAUGUCCUGGACUGAGAAAGUGGACCCGGAGUUGAUCUUCACCAAGCAAGAGCGCAUUGGCAAAGGCUCUUUUGGCGAGGUCUUCAAAGGCAUUGACAAUAGAACGCAGCAGGUGGUGGCCAUCAAGAUAAUCGAUUUGGAGGAAGCUGAGGAUGAGAUCGAUGACAUACAGCAGGAGAUCAUGGUGCUCUCCCAGUGCGAUUCGCCGUAUGUCACCAAAUACUAUGGAUCCUUUCUGAAAGGCACCAAACUAUGGAUAAUUAUGGAGUACCUGGGUGGCGGCUCUGCAUUGGACUUAAUGAAAGCGGGAUCCUUCGAAGAGAUGCACAUUGGCAUCAUACUGCGAGAGGUACUCAAAGGCCUCGACUACUUGCACUCGGAGCGCAAGCUGCAUCGCGACAUCAAGGCGGCCAAUGUGCUUCUCAGCGAGCUGGGCGAUGUGAAACUAGCCGAUUUUGGAGUAGCUGGGCAACUCACCAAUACGACAUCCAAGCGAAAUACGUUUGUGGGUACACCCUUCUGGAUGGCACCAGAAGUUAUUAAGCAAUCACAGUACGAUUCGAAAGCGGACAUCUGGUCGCUGGGCAUCACGGCCAUCGAGCUGGCCAAGGGCGAGCCGCCUAAUUCGGAGCUACAUCCGAUGCGUGUACUUUUCUUAAUACCGAAAAACAAUCCGCCCCAAUUGACUGGUAACUAUAGCAAAUCAUUUAAGGACUUUGUCGAGGCAUGCCUUAACAAGGACCCAGAGAACCGACCGACAGCAAAGGAACUGCUUAAGUAUCCGUUCAUUAAGAAGGCAAAAAAGAAUGCCUAUCUGAUUGACUUAAUCGAUCGCUUCAAGAAAUGGAAACUCUCUAAGGGCGAUGAGAGCGAAACUGAGUCGGAGAACUCCGAUUCCGAUUCGGAUGCCAAGCAGAGCGGCGUCGGCGGCAGCGGUCACGACGAACCCUGGAUAAUGACCGUUAAGGGACUACACAUCAAUAGCGCACCGCGUGCCGGAGUCAAUAGCUUUCAGCUGCAGGAGCACGAGCUGACCAUGCAGAAACUUAUGGCCACGACACAUUCGCCCACGACGGGCGUCAGCAGCAACAGCAGUCAAUCAGCUUCGAGCAGCAACCUUAGUAACAGUAUUGGAGGCCCCAGCAAAGCUGCGAGUGCAACUAACGUGGGUAAUGCGAUUGCAACGGCGGCGGCGACGUCGGCGUCUGGCAGCGACUUGCCGACGAUGGUCAGCAGCAACAGCAAUAGCAACAACAAUAAUAACAAUAACAGUAACAACAACAACUUGAACAGCAACAAACAUGCCACAACAACUAUGCUGAAUGCGCCACUGAGUGGUGGAGGAUUAGGAGGUGGAGGUGGAAUAGGAGCAGGAGCAGCUGGCAAUUCAUCAUCUGGCGGUGGAAGAAUGCUGCCGGUCAGCACAUCCAGUUCGGCCACUGAUAUAGUGCAGAAACGCGCCAGCUCUAAACCAGAGCUGCGUCAGUCACGUUCGGUUGCUACAUUGGACCAAGUUGAAGAGCGUCGUGCCUCCCUAGGCCUGCCACUCAGCAUGGACCAGCAUCAACAACAGCACCAGCAUCACCACCAGCAGCAGCAGCACCAGCAGCAACGUCGUAGCAACAACCGUGAAUCAUUCCAUGCGACAAGCGCCAAUAAUGUAAGCAACAGCAGCAGCAGUGGCAUGAACGUUGCCGAACACAACGAUUCACUGGCUUCCAAUCAAUCCAAUCACGGCAAGCUUGCGACCGGGCAGGGCCAGCGCGUGUCAUAUCACACGAACAGCGCUUGCCUAAACAAUUUGCUCUUCCCGGUGCUGGGUGACAUACAGCGCAAAUAUAGCAACAGCAGCAAGAAUUUGCAGAGUAUGCACGGCGUUGGCGUCGGCAGUGACAUUGGCGAUUUGAAGUCGGUGUUUGAGCUGGCCGAGCGCAGCAGUCCAGGAGUUAGUGACCUGUUCAUGAAGGAGCUAAUCCAUAUGCUGAUGCCGGGCUAUUCGGAGACGCGAAUCAAUAAUAUUAUGGAUCGCGCUAUACGCAAUCGCAAAUAGACCGUGAAACGGCCUGCCCAUAUUCCAAAACAAAACAUAUAUAUAUAUGUAUUUAUAUAUUUAUAUAAGUAUAACACUGACAUGCAUACAUAGGAAAUUAAGAGCUUAGAAAUUAUAACUUAGACUGAACUAAACUAUGGAAUGUUUAAAGCAAUAUU
Molecule: messenger RNA, 2664 nt
Organism: Drosophila arizonae
Lineage: Eukaryota; Metazoa; Arthropoda; Insecta; Diptera; Drosophilidae
Gene: GckIII
Product: Germinal centre kinase III
Biological process (GO): protein phosphorylation
Cellular component (GO): cytoplasm
Molecular function (GO): ATP binding; protein serine/threonine kinase activity
Source: RefSeq, a predicted model, not a curated record